AUGUCAUCAUCAUCACACCUGGACCACGCCUUAAUCAUGUCAUCAUCAUCACACCUGGACCACGCCUUAAUCAUGUCAUCAUCAUCACACCUGGACCACGCCUUAAUCAUGUCAUCAUCAUCACACCUGGACCACGCCUUAAUCAGCCUGUCAUCAUCAUCACACCUGGACCACGCCUUAAUCAUGUCAUCAUCAUCACACCUGGACCACGCCUUAAUCAGCCUGUCAUCAUCACACCUGGACCACGCCUUAAUCAGUCGGUCAUCAUCAUCACACCUGGACCACGCCUUAAUCAGCCGGUCAUCAUCAUCACACCUGGACCACGCCUUAAUCAGCCUGUCAUCAUCAUCACACCUGGACCACGCCUUAAUCAGCCUGUCAUCAUCAUCACACCUGGACCACGCCUUAAUCAGCCGGUCAUCAUCAUCACACCUGGACCACGCCUUAAUCAGCCGGUCAUCAUCAUCACACCUGGACCACGCCUUAAUCAUGUCAUCAUCAUCACACCUGGACCACGCCUUAAUCAUGUCCAUCAUCAUCACACCUGGACCACGCCUUAAUCAGCCGGUCAUCAUCAUCACACCUGGACCACGCCUUAAUCAGCCUGUCAUCAUCAUCACACCUGGACCACGCCUUAAUCAUGUCAUCAUCAUCACACCUGGACCACGCCUUAAUCAUGUCAUCAUCAUCACACCUGGACCACGCCUUAAUCAUGUCAUCAUCAUCACACCUGGACCACGCCUUAAUCAGCCUGUCAUCAUCAUCACACCUGGACCACACCUUAAUCAUGUCAUCAUCAUCACACCUGGACCACGCCUUAAUCAGCCUGUCAUCAUCAUCACACCUGGACCACGCCUUAAUCAUGUCAUCAUCAUCACACCUGGACCACGCCUUAAUCAGCCUGUCAUCAUCAUCACACCUGGACCACGCCUUAAUCAUGUCAUCAUCAUCCUGUCAUCAUCAUCACACCUGGACCACGCCUUAAUCAGCCUGUCAUCAUCAUCACACCUGGACCACGCCUUAAUCAGCCUGUCAUCAUCAUCACACCUGGACCACGCCUUAAUCAUGUCAUCAUCAUCACACCUGGACCACGCCUUAAUCAGCCUGUCAUCAUCAUCACACCUGGACCACGCCUUAAUCAUGUCAUCAUCAUCACACCUGGAUCACGCCUUAAUCAGCCUGUCAUCAUCAUCACACCUGGAUCACGCCUUAAUCAGCCUGUCAUCAUCAUCACACCUGGACCACGCCUUAAUCAUGUCAUCAUCAUCACACCUGGACCACGCCUUAAUCAUGUCAUCAUCAUCACACCUGGACCACGCCUUAAUCAUGUCAUCAUUAUCACACCUGAACCACGCCUUAAUCAUGUCAUCAUCAUCACACCUGGACCACGCCUUAAUCAUGUCAUCAUCAUCACACCUGGACCACGCCUUAAUCAGCCUGUCAUCAUCAUCACACCUGGACCACGCCUUAAUCAGCCGGUCAUCAUCAUCACACCUGGACCACGCCUUAAUCAUGUCAUCAUCAUCACACCUGGACCACGCCUUAAUCAUGUCAUCAUCAUCACACCUGGACCACGCCUUAAUCAGCCGGUCAUCAUCAUCACACCUGGACCACGCCUUAAUCAUCCUGUCAUCAUCAUCACACCUGGACCACGCCUUAAUCAGCCGGUCAUCAUCAUCACACCUGGACCACGCCUUAAUCAGCCUGUCAUCAUCAUCACACCUGGACCACACCUUAAUCAGCCGGUCAUCAUCAUCACACCUGGACCACGCCUUAAUCAUGUCAUCAUCAACACACCUGGACCACGCCUUAAUCAGCCGGUCAUCAUCAUCACACCUGGACCACGCCUUAAUCAUGUCAUCAUCAACACACCUGGACCACGCCUUAAUCAGCCUGUCAUCAUCAUCACACCUGGACCACGCCUUAAUCAGCCUGUCAUCAUCAUCACACCUGGACCACGCCUUAAUCAUGUCAUCAUCAUCACACCUGGACCACGCCUUAAUCAGCCUGUCAUCAUCAUCACACCUGGACCACGCCUUAAUCAUGUCAUCAUCAUCACACCUGGACCACGCCUUAAUCAGCCGGUCAUCAUCAUCACACCUGGACCACGCCUUAAUCAGCCGGUCAUCAUCAUCACACCUGGACCACGCCUUAAUCAGCCUGUCAUCAUCAUCAUCACACCUGGACCACGCCUUAAUCAUGUCAUCAUCAUCACACCUGGACCACGCCUUAAUCAUGUCAUCAUCAUCACACCUGGGCCACGCCUUAAUCAGCCUGUCAUCAUCAUCACACCUGGACCACGCCUUAAUCAGCCGGUCAUCAUCAUCACACCUGGACCACGCCUUAAUCAGCCGGUCAUCAUCAUCACACCUGGACCACGCCUUAAUCAUGUCAUCAUCAUCACACCUGGACCACGCCUUAAUCAGCCGGUCAUCAUCAUCACACCUGGACCACGCCUUAAUCAUGUCAUCAUCAUCACACCUGGACCACGCCUUAAUCAGCCUGUCAUCAUCAUCACACCUGGACCACGCCUUAAUCAGCCUGUCAUCAUCAUCACACCUGGACCACGCCUUAAUCAGUCUGUCUUCAUCAUCACACCUGGACCACGCCUUAAUCAGCCGGUCAUCAUCAUCACACCUGGACCACGCCUUAAUCAGCCUGUCAUCAUCAUCACACCUGGACCACGCCUUAAUCAUGUCAUCAUCAUCACACCUGGACCACGCCUUAAUCAGCCUGUCAUCAUCAUCACACCUGGACCACGCCUUAAUCAUGUCAUCAUCAUCACACCUGGACCACGCCUUAAUCAGCCUGUCAUCAUCAUCACACCUGGACCACGCCUUAAUCAGCCUGUCUUCAUCAUCACACCUGGACCACGCCUUAAUCAGCCGGUCAUCAUCAUCACACCUGGACCACGCCUUAAUCAGCCUGUCAUCAUCAUCACACCUGGACCACGCCUUAAUCAUGUCAUCAUCAUCACACCUGGACCACGCCUUAAUCAGCCUGUCAUCAUCAUCACACCUGGACCACGCCUUAAUCAGCCUGUCAUCAUCAUCACACCUGGACCACGCCUUAAUCAGCCUGUCAUCAUCAUCACACCUGGACCACGCCUUAAUCAGCCUGUCAUCAUCAUCACACCUGGACCACGCCUUAAUCAUGUCAUCAUCAUCACACCUGGACCACGCCUUAAUCAGCCUGUCAUCAUCAUCACACCUGGACCACACCUUAAUCAUGUCAUCAUCAUCACACACACCUGGACCACGCCUUAAUCAGCCUGUCAUCAUCAUCACACCUGGACCACGCCUUAAUCAUGUCAUCAUCAUCACACCUGGACCACGCCUUAAUCAGCCUGUCAUCAUCAUCACACCUGGACCACGCCUUAAUCAGCCUGUCAUCAUCAUCACACCUGGACCACGCCUUAAUCAGCCGGUCAUCAUCAUCACACCUGGACCACGCCUUAAUCAUGUCAUCAUCAUCACACCUGGACCACGCCUUAAUCGCGCCUUAAUCAGCCGGUCAUCAUCAUCACACCUGGACCACGCCUUAAUCAUGUCAUCAUCAUCACACCUGGACCACGCCUUAAUCAUGUCAUCAUCAUCACACCUGGACCACGCCUUAAUCAGCCUGUCAUCAUCAUCACACCUGGACCACGCCUUAAUCAGCCUGUCAUCAUCAUCACACCUGGACCACGCCUUAAUCAGCCUGUCAUCAUCAUCACACCUGGACCACGCCUUAAUCAUGUCAUCAUCAUCACACCUGGACCACGCCUUAAUCAGCCUGUCAUCAUCAUCACACCUGGACCACGCCUUAAUCAUGUCAUCAUCAUCACACCUGGACCACGCCUUAAUCAUGUCAUCAUCAUCACACCUGGACCACGCCUUAAUCAGCCUGUCAUCAUCAUCACACCUGGACCACGCCUUAAUCAUGUCAUCAUCAUCACACCUGGACCACGCCUUAAUCAUGUCAUCAUCAUCACACCUGGACCACGCCUUAAUCAUGUCAUCAUCAUCACACCUGGGCCACGCCUUAAUCAGCCUGUGA
Knipowitschia caucasica is the source of this 4038-nucleotide messenger RNA. NCBI's taxonomy places the organism in Eukaryota, Metazoa, Chordata, Actinopteri, Gobiiformes, Gobiidae. The record is from the annotation of a GenBank genome assembly.